Molecule: messenger RNA, 3777 nt
Organism: Oncorhynchus masou masou (cherry salmon)
Lineage: Eukaryota; Metazoa; Chordata; Actinopteri; Salmoniformes; Salmonidae
Product: transcription factor COE1-A-like
Exons: 17
Coding region: 568-2352 (594 amino acids)
Biological process (GO): regulation of transcription by RNA polymerase II
Molecular function (GO): RNA polymerase II cis-regulatory region sequence-specific DNA binding; DNA-binding transcription factor activity, RNA polymerase II-specific
Source: RefSeq, a predicted model, not a curated record
CUUCAGAAGUGUUUCCUUUGGGAAGGAAAGACCACAGCCCACUCCAGGAGCGGCGAACGGACAGGAGCAACGAACGGAUCUAUGGCCUAGCGUCUCCUCACGCGCUCCUUUCAUCUGAAAACUGAGAGAGGUUUCUGAAGACAAUAAAGCAACAGUAGGUUAGAGGAAGAAAGAACUUGAUUGGUUGAUGCUUGUUUCCCUUCUCUAAAAUGUUGGCUCUUUUUUGAAGUUACGUUUACUGAUUUCUGGGAGCACCCCCCCGGCCCAUCGCGUUCACCUGAUGGUCCUGGAGGACUUUUCUUCUUCACAAGAGUUGUUGUCGCACAGCCCACUAACCCCUGGACGUUGACAGCAACCUUUCCAGACCCUCAUCGCGUUCAUAGUUCUCUCUCUUUCGUUUCUGAGUGAAAACUACAAAAAUAAGCGAGAAACACCGCGCCACUUACGCACCGAACAUCUCUCUUUAGUCUGUGUGAUCAAAAGCAACGGGGAAGGAAUAAAAAGGACGCGAGAGGGACAGGGAGCGAGAGGCACAUAUUGUGACGGGAGGAGGAAACGUGCGUUUUGAUGUUUGGGAUCCAGGAGAACAUCCAGAGGAGCGGGAGUGUUAUUAAAGAAGAGCCCUUGUUGACCGGGAUGAACGCCGUGCGGAGCUGGAUGCAUGGCGCCGGGCUGCUGGACGCAAACACAGCCGCCCAGAGCGGAGUGGCUCUAGCCCGGGGACAUUUCGAGAAACAACCGCCCUCCAACCUUCGCAAGUCCAACUUCUUCCACUUCGUGCUGGCUCUGUACGACAGACAAGGGCAGCCGGUGGAGAUAGAGAGAACCAGCUUCGUUGGAUUUGUUGAAAAGGAAAAGGAAACGUCAGGGGAAAAGACCAACAAUGGGAUACAGUACAGGCUACUGCUCCUAUACAGCAAUGGUAUCAGGACAGAACAAGACUUUUACGUGCGCCUCAUCGAUUCCAUGACCAAACAGGCGAUCACCUAUGAGGGACAGGAUAAGAACCCUGAAAUGUGUCGGGUUUUAAUGACUCAUGAGAUCAUGUGCAGUCGGUGUUGUGAUAAGAAGAGUUGUGGCAACAGAAAUGAGACACCCUCUGACCCCGUCAUCAUUGACAGGUUCUUCCUCAAGUUCUUCCUGAAGUGCAACCAGAACUGUCUGAAGAACGCAGGGAACCCACGAGACAUGAGGCGCUUUCAGGUGGUCGUGUCUACCACGGUGAGUGUGGACGGUCAUGUCCUCUCUGUCUCUGACAACAUCUUUGUCCACAACAACUCUAAACACGGUCGCCGGGCCAGGAGAUUAGACCCCUCAGAAGGAACACCCUCGUACCUGGAGCAUGCCACCCCCUGUAUCAAGGCAAUCAGCCCCAGUGAGGGCUGGACAACAGGCGGGGCCACAGUCAUUAUCAUAGGAGAAAACUUCUUUGAUGGACUCCAGGUCAUAUUUGGUACCAUGCUAGUCUGGAGUGAGCUGAUCACAGCCCACGCCAUCCGGGUGCAGACUCCCCCCAGACACAUCCCCGGGGUCGUAGAGGUCACGCUGUCAUACAAGUCGAAACAGUUCUGCAAGGGCACACCUGGAUGCUACAUAUACACAGCGUUGAAUGAGCCCACUAUAGAUUACGGCUUCCAGAGGUUACAGAAAGUCAUCCCCAGACAUCCAGGAGACCAGGAGAGACUACCUAAGGAAGUCAUUCUAAAGAGAGCGGCAGACUUGGUAGAAGCGCUCUACGGGAUGCCACACAAUAACCAGGAGAUGAUUUUGAAGCGGGCAGCUGACAUGGCAGAGGUGUUGUAUACGACGGUGCCACGCGGCCACAACCAGCUGUUAGGCAGCAGCUCCGUCCACGCCAGCAUGAUGGCCGUCAACUCCUUCCCCGGAUCAGAGGUCACACAGACAGCCAAUCAGGGUUACAGUAGGAGUAGCAGCAGUGCAUCUCCUCAUGGUUAUGUCCCCAGCACCACUCCACAGCAGACCAGCUACAGCUCUGUUUCCACUAGCAUGAACGGCUACACUGACUCUGGCAUGACCACGCUAGGAACCUCACCCAACUUCCUCAACGGGUCAGCCGCCAACUCACCCUACGCUAUCGUUCCCUCCAGUCCCAUCAUGGCCUCCACCACCAAUCUUCCCUCUAAUUGCAGUAGUUCUUCGGGCAUCUUCUCCUUCUCUCCGGCCAACAUGGUGUCUGCUGCAGUCAAACAGAAGAGCGCCUUCGCCCCCGUCGUACGGCCGCAGACCUCCCCUCCACUCACCUGCACCAACACUAUUGCUAACGGACUGCAAGUAGAUCAGUCCUUUGUGGACUCCCCCUCCAGCUCUCUUCAGGGUCUGGCCUUCUCCUGAAGUAUGUAGGUGAUUCCUGGGAUGAUUGAUCCAUCCAUGUAGAUCUGUGAACGUUGAGGAUUCGGGAAUGUUGACAGGGAGAGAACCUGUCUGACGUGUCCCUGUGUCACACUCCAACCCUCUGGACCUGAAUAGAACACUGAACUCUCAAUUGUUAAACUCAGGCCUUUAUAGAAGGAAUCUCAUUGGAAGGAAGAAGGAGGAAGAAAACAACAAACAUAACAUUUGUUGAUGUCAUUUCCUUCCUGGUGAAUUUGUGAACCUUCUCAGACACACAUUGGAGUCGAAUAAUAUGGUUAUUUAAAUUGAAUUUAAUCGAACUGAAUUGAAUCAAACUGAAUUGAAUGUAAUUUAAUUGAGGAAGGAAUGUAAGAUGUCUCAUGACCGUGUCCACAUCACAAAUGAGUGACAAUAUUACUGACCUCAUGACAAAAGCAUUUAUUUGUAUGCGUAUUUAUUGGUAUAAUGUUUAAGUUAUAUUGUUUAAGAUCUAUUGUAUGCCUUCCUACAGACUGUGACACAUUCACAUAGCACUGAAGCUGAUUGGCUAUAAGGGUUUGUGUAAGUAGAUAGCUCUGACAUGACUGGAUAGGAGUUAACAUGUGUUGUAACUAAGCUGUCUUGUAUCAGUUUACAUUUAGUAACUGUAAACAAACACUGUAUAGCCUCGAACACAGUUCAAAUGAUAAUGGCCAUAUCAUGAUGCAUCCAUAGUCAUGUGUAGGAAUUUGAGAGUGGUUACAUUUCCCCAUCUCUCAGCUUUUUACUAAAACACAAGGAUUCAAACACACAGAGCUGAAAGAUAACUUCUACAAUUUUGACAAAGAUUUUUGCUGCUAACUUAUCACAGAAAUAUAAUAUGAGAUGUGCAAUUCUCUUUUAAUUUCAAUCAGAAAACACAUUUGAUGAAAUAUCAGAUUAGAAUGACAAUUGAUGUAACAUAUUUGUGUCUAUAAAUAUAAAAAUUAUGGGUUUAUUAUUUGAUUUAUUUGACUUUGUUUUUACCAAAGUUAUACUUCUAAAUAUAAUAUAAACAUUAAUAUGUCUUAAGGCAGCUCUCGACACAGAUGGUCAUUUCACUGUCAAGCUCUCAUCAUCUAUACUUUGCAAAAAUGAGAAUCACGGAUUUGGAUACAAAACAGGGAUUUCUGUAUAAAGUUCUCAUUGAAAUAAUGUAUUUAUCUUUUGGAUGUGUACAUUUUGCAUUGCUUCUUGACCUAAAUUCUAGCUUGUUCUGUGUUAGUUUAUAAGUGUCUAGAGUUAUGUUUUGUCACCCACUAUGUAAAUGUGAUCUCACAGGUUUUAUUUUGUAUCUGUAUUGGUGCUGUAUUGUCUAGACAUGUUUCCAUUUGUUUUUUCUCAUCCCAAAAUGUUAUCUAUUCUUUAUUUUAUUUUGUAGGUUAAUAAAAGUAGAGUUUUUCCUGA